Molecule: messenger RNA, 2007 nt
Organism: Phytophthora infestans T30-4
Lineage: Eukaryota; Oomycota; Peronosporomycetes; Peronosporales; Peronosporaceae
Exons: 7
Coding region: 1-2007 (668 amino acids)
Source: RefSeq, a predicted model, not a curated record
AUGCGGCUCUUCCAAGCGAAGACGGCCAAUGUGGCUCAUGCAAAGGCCGAGUGCUCUAAUCGCGGAGUCUGCGAUUACUUUAAGGGAGAAUGCACGUGCUUUAAUGGAUUCACAGGGGCUGCCUGUCAACGACUUCGUUGCCCGUCAGAUUGUUCAGGCCACGGAUUAUGCUAUUCCUCAGCAACGCUAGCAUUACAGUACGGUCCGGACUCGCCGCCCAGUGUUGCUGGUGAUGGUGUUGGACCAGUGUACUCCAAUUGGGAGAAAGACAGCAUGUCAAGUUGUCUGUGCGAUAUGGGCUACACGGGGCCAGAUUGCUCUCAGCUAAUGUGUGCGAAGAACGAUGACCCUCUCACAACAGGCCAAGGGCUCCGAACAAUUCACAUUCAAGUCGGAGCAGACGCAUCAACUAACCUCCCGCUUGUAGGCUCGGUUCGAGUCCGUUUGCUUGGAGAUGCCGCGGAGUUCAGCGCCGUCGCAGUUGCCGAUGCAGCUCAUGAACAGGCGUGCGCACAAGCGUUUCAGAGUAUGCGCACGGUGUUGACGGCAACGUGUACGAUCACAAGUGUGGAUCCAGUUACUGCAGGAGCGAUUUACACGGUGACAUUCAAGGAGUGGGUGCAUCUGGGUGGAGAGAAUAACCUGCUGUAUCACGACGGAAACCCGCCAUUGACGAGCUUUUCCUGUGACCUGACCAAAGUGACAAGCCUCAACUCGCCUACUUGUGCUGUCACUGAUGUCACGGCCACCAACAUUAUCGAGCAUGUGUAUUGCUCCAACCGUGGUCUUUGUGACUUUACUACAGGUCAUUGUGUGUGUUAUGCCGACUUUAAAGGCCUGGACUGUAAUCAACCUUCUAACGUUCCGGAUAGUAUCGAUGAUAACGACGGAUUUAUCAUCAAUCCGUUGGGACUCACGUACACGGGCACCGUUCUGCACUUGAAGACGGCAAAAGGCUCGCAGGCGGACUUCUACUUUAUGAAGAUUAGUUCUUCCACGUUACCGAUUCUUACGAUGAACGGUAUGGGAGAUACGAAGCUUCUGAAUGGAAAUCUCCAGCUCUCGACGGGCUCGUUGACGAUAACUACGAUCGCUCAAACGUCUACAGCCGCGGAUAUUGCGAACACGCACGCUACGUUUACAGGGACCGCGUUGAAGAUCCGAACUAGUAGAGCAUCGAGCAAUGCGUUUAAGCUGCUAGAGGCGAUGACGGGCGACAUAACCACUGUCGUCGAGAUUCGAGGAGACGGUCUCACCACCAUUUACACGGGCGGAUUGUAUGUUGUGACGGGGGGAGGAACGAUCUCGCAUACGUUGGACGGCCCCAGUCUUACCGUCACCAAUUCGUAUAACUUCUUUACCAACUCGCUCCUCAAACUUAGUACGUCACGAGCAAGUCGCUUCCCGACGGCAACUGAUUUCGUGCUGAUCGAGGCUACAGCGAAUAAUGUUCCAGCGUUCACAGUGGAGGCUUCUGGAAGAACUACAAUUGCGGAUGGAGGACUUGUCGUGAAUGGACUGGGAGGAGCGCAGAUUUCGAACUCGGAUCCUGCAGCUUCUGCGCUCAUUGUGAGCGCUACGGGGACCAAUUUCGCUGGCGAUGCUGUGGCGGUGAAGACGUUUUCUAAUGUGGCGCACAAUAUGCUAAAGGUCACAACUAAAGUCGGUAUCAGUCCAGCUAUCGACUUGUUUACCAUCAGUAACUCCGGACUUACGACUAUCACGCAAGGAGGGCUUCAUGUUGUAACAGGAGGGGCUACAAUUGAUACGGGUGGACUGCAUGUAGGGUAUGGAGGCGAGACUAUCGACUUUGGAGGUCUGCGCGUUAAGGAUGGAGGCGGAACUAUUGAGUUGGGAGGGCUGAAUGUGAUUGACGGCGGUGGAAAAAUUGCGUCGAAAUCGGCUGUGUCAGAUAUCCUCGCGAUUGAAGCUACGUCUACUUCAUUCUCCAACAAUGCCAGGGUGCAUUGGCCACUUCCGUGUUCAGGGUGGACGCGACCGGGUUGA